CUUUAACAAUUUACAUGUCUACCUAAUCAUGGCAUUGUAAAAGCUAUCAGUGUUGGACAGCCGGAGCGCAUCUCUUUAUGUUGUAGCAGCUCAGCAGCGAUCCAGUGCAAUCAGACAAACCACUGUCCAACACCAAAUACAGACUGGCGGGGCGUGGCGCGGUGACUGCCGGGCGGAGCCGAGAGAUGUCGGUGAACUCUCCUACACAAAGGAAAAGCAAAACAAAGCCAGGAAGCCUGCCAUUACCCCGACAUUCGUGGCUUCUGCUGUAACUCGCUCACAUCCAGAAAACAGGAACACACUGAUUCGCUUUUGUCUUUAAGGAGCCAAUUUCCAAGACUUGAGACAGCGCUUUGUUCUGCUGCUGGGAAAGAGGAAAAUACCACCUAUGGGUGAUGCGUUGCGAUGAACGGGAGUCUGUGCGGCGCGGCUGACUGUCAGGUGGGCGGUGUCUUCUCGGUAGAGGGGCUGCCACCGCUGCCCAAGGGCCUGAGCGGCAUCCUGAACUCCAGCGGCGGGUCGUGGCGGGACAUCGAGAAGGUCCACAGCAAGAGAGCGCGCAUCCAGGCCGACAUCAGCCGGGGCGGCGGGGACGCGCCGCGCUGCGGUCAGGGCAAACCGGGCGGACUGGACGCGGCUCUGGCUCUGCUACGGAAAGAGAUGGUGGGUCUGCGUCAGCUCGACAUGUCUCUGCUGUGCCAGCUGUGGUCUCUCCAUGAGUCCAUCCAGGAGUACAAGGGCUCCUCGUUUCUGUCUGAGGGUUCGUUCAGUGCUGAUAAUGGAUACUCUGAGGAAGAGGAGGAGGAGGAGGAUGAAGUAGAGGAGGAGGAUGAGGAGGAGAAAGGGAUUCCCUCACAGCAGCCCUCUUCCUCGUCUUUGCGCCUGCCAGCACCCAACAGCAACUCCAGAGACCAGUGGAUCAAAGACUCCUUUCAGAUUCCUUGAUAUUUUAUACUUUAUAUGUGAUGGAAGAUUCAGAAACAUGGUUCAUGCACUUUGCGCUGUGAGGACACCAUGACUAUAUUUUCUCAACAAUCAUGUCUCUUUAACUUAAGGCCCCGUUUUCUAUAGUUUUUAUUGUCUAGAUAAUGUGUCCAGAUAGUAUAUCCACAUUUUUUUACUCUUUGCAAAUCAGUGCUUGUUUGAUAGAAAUCUAAUUGCACUUUUCAACCAAAAACAACUUUAUUUAACAAUCCAUUGAUGUGAUUGGAAAUGUUUUUGGAGGAACUUGUAACAUAAUUAGUGACAUACUGUAUGUGGCUUAUGCAAAUGCAUCCAUUUGCACUUGAAGGUCUUUUGAUUCAGAUUCAGUGUUUACUGGUCACACUUUGAUAGCAAUCUGAUUAGUUCAAGAUGCUUGAAGUGCCUACAGUAGGGCCUGAUACGGUGACAGUUCUCUCCAUAUAGUGUUGUAAUAGUCUGGAUUCAUGGGGAUACACCACACUUUUUGUCAUUACAUGUUUUCUCCACAUACACUACACGUCAGUAUUGCUUGGUAAUGUGAAUUACCAGGGUUUUUUUUACCAGGACUAUUUUACUUGUUUUUAAACUUUUUAAACUCUCUCUUUUCACUACUGUGCAGUUUUUCUGGCCAUGGGCAAAUUAAACUAAAGCAAGUCAAUGGCUUUGUAAUACGGGCAGUUGACAGUAAUAUGUAAACGUUUCCUUCCUGGAUGUUGUGUGCCGUAGCAGAAAUGAUGCCAGCUAGAAGAGAAAAAAUCAAGUGAGAACAGAUGUUAUCUGCUUUUACCUCUUAAUUGCGUCAGCUACAUGCUACUACAUGCUGUUUGGUGCUGUGCACCAAAUAGCACUGAACAUGAGCUGGGUGGGUUAUUUCUAUAGCAAUUAUUGUGAUGACUAUAAAUGGAGGUGUGGGGUGAAAUGAGGCCAGUUUGAUAACAUCUGAUACCUGUUUGUAGUUUCCUGAUCAUUCCAGACUUUUCAGAUUCUGUCUUAUGACAGUUUUUUUUUACAGUAUUAGUGGCCAUUUAGUGUCUUGAGGCGCUGUCAAUCAAUCAUCUGUAUUCUCUUUCAAAAUCAACUGAAUUGAUGUGAAGCUUCAAUUCAAAAGUAUCACAUCUUUCAGACCCAACGAUUGUUUUGAAAAUUAUUUUUAGCUUGUUAGUCUGUGAAACCAGACAUUAAUAAAUCCUCCUUUUGAUUUAUAAGAUACAAAAAUGCAUGCAUAGUAACUUGUAUGAAUAUUUUUGUAUUAAUUAUUGGAUGAAUUUGCCUCAUCUUGAGACUUCACAAGCCCAAACUCAUAAAAGACUUGAAGAUCUGUUGUGAUUCUGCACUGAGGUCUUGGAUGUAGACACAUUAAGCUGUCUUUAAUUGCUCAUAAGUCAUGAGCUUUUUCCAGUAUUUUUGUCAGUAGGUAGCAUUUAAAUGAAAGCAGCUCCUUAAUAUACUAUUAAUCAAUAUCAUUCCAAUCAGUUCAGUAUUUUUGAAAUAGUGAGCUCCUUUGAAUCAGUGUUUUGUUUAUAACUCCUCAGAUUGAGAACUUUACAAGGAAUCUGUCAGUGGUUUGACAAAGCCAUGAAAUUACUUUAUGUAACUUUGUUUAGUGUCUUUAUCAUUUUUGUAUCUAAAUCUUAAAAUAAAACCACAGUGUAUACCACA
Molecule: messenger RNA, 2622 nt
Organism: Thunnus maccoyii (southern bluefin tuna)
Lineage: Eukaryota; Metazoa; Chordata; Actinopteri; Scombriformes; Scombridae
Gene: fam89b
Product: family with sequence similarity 89 member B
Exons: 3
Coding region: 406-945 (179 amino acids)
Source: RefSeq, a predicted model, not a curated record